UAGACAACCUCUUUUUCCCCGUAAAGGUUGCAGCCGCCCCUACGAUGAAGCCAAUAUUUAACACGCCGGAAAUUAUCAUUCUCGUUUUCCAGUCUUGUGACAAGGUUGAGGAUGGUCUUUCCCUAGCAUCGACAUGCAAGUUCCUUGCAUCAAUUUGGCGCACGCAUACGGCGGCGAUUCUCUACCCUCACCUCAAGGCCAGAACAGCCGGCUUCAACCAAGCACUGUUGGCGGUUCGAGCGACCAACCUGGUGCUCGAUGCUUUCCACGCCAAUGAAUUGCCUCCCCCUCCAGCCCGCCUGCAUGAGCUAGGAGUCCAAGUUCACCCGGACGUUGGUGAGCUCAAGCAGGUACGGGACCUGCAGCAUCUUGCGCGCUGUGUCGAGCACAUGUACACCCGCGGGAACCAUGUCGACCAGAUGCACAGUCCAGAUGAGCCUGAUUGGCUAUCACACGAAGAGCGUAUUCGGAUCGGUCAUCGCUUCCACUGCGCCAUGUACAGGGUCCUCGUCGCCGGUGCAGUCCUAACACGGGCAUAUCUCGAGCCCCUCUUCUUAGCUCCCGUCCAAGGACCCCCAGGCUUCCUCCAUCGCUUGACCGGUCUGAGUUGGGAUGAUGAGCAGGAGCUCGGCGGAUUCAAGCAGGAGGACAUUGAGUACCUGGUGCGGUUUCCCGUCUACGACCUCGAGGCUGGCCAGGAAAAGUGGGAGCCCGCGUUUGGAGACUUGGCGACCUGGCUGCUCGACGACAUCGAGACCACCUUCACGAAGGUUAAGCCCCCAAAAUUCCCACGUAUGCCGAUGGGCGCUGAGGAGCUGGGCCGCGUGCAGGAAGUCACCUUCUUCCUAGCUGCAUAUGAGCACAUCCUGGACAAGCUCUUCAACAAAUACCUUCCCCACCCUGGCAUCGACGAGGAUGCAAGACUCGACAUGACGCCGCCUCCGUUCCCAGGCCGCGUGCGAAAGGUGUCAGUCGCCAUGUUUGGAAUCUUCCGUCCCGAGGAGGUGUCCAUGCCUGAAAGGGUCGAGGAUUCAUCAAGCUGUUUCCUCAUCAACGAGCCUCUCGCACUCAGGGAACAGCCGACACCUACGAGCCAGGAUAGGCAAGUUCCGGACUGCGUGUCUCCGUGGACUGCUGACGUGCGAAUGGUGUUGGACAUCCUGCACGACCAGUCUGGUCGUCCUAAUUUGCGCAAUGGAUAUCCCUCUCCGCCCCCACCCCUCCGGUUUAUCGAGUUUCUUUUGGCCAAGUUCUUCAAGGCCAGGUUCAAGGAUAACUUGUUUGAUGAAGACUCGGUGUAUCACUACUUUCAGGACUACCAACUUGGCUUUUUGUCGAACCCCGAUCUGUUUGGGGACCGCUCUAUCCUGUUCACUACAUGGCUCUUUGCUGACAACAAGGCACCGAGCCUUGGUUAUCGCCGGCUCUAUUGACUGACUCAUUCCCCUGGGUUACAUGUACACGGUAUGACAGCGGUUCCUUGGUGUGCCGAGGUGCCGCGUUGGAGAUAAGCCACAGUGAGGGAAAAGGCUAGAAGGCUAGGGAUAAUCAAUCAUACGAAGCGUUCCAUCUGCUGUUCC
Thermothelomyces thermophilus ATCC 42464 is the source of this 1580-nucleotide messenger RNA. RefSeq lists its product as uncharacterized. The record is from RefSeq and is a predicted model, not a curated record. The transcript is spliced from 2 exons. The coding region runs from base 45 to 1433 and encodes 462 amino acids. Lineage: Eukaryota; Fungi; Ascomycota; Sordariomycetes; Sordariales; Chaetomiaceae.